CGUCGCAGGGAAGGGGCGAGAGACUCCCGGGCCAGGAUGGACGCGGGCUUUGCACAGGAAAUCUUCCGGAGGGUGUGCGCCGCGGGCGGCUCUCUGAAAGUCAGUGAGAUCAAGGGGCGCCUGGAUUCGGGGCGCCUGGACUCGAUCCUGCAGGACAAGACGAAAUUCACCCUGGUGACCCGGGAGGACCCCCCCUCGGCGGCCGGCAGCGAAGAGCACCGUGUUGUCGUGGCCACCACCGCGGCGCGGCUCUGCCGGGAUCACGGCAAAGGGAAGUGCGCCGGGGACUGCCGGCAGCUCCACCUCUGCCGGUACUUCGUCUACGGGAGUUGCCGCCAACAGGCCGCGAGGAAACCAUGCAAGUUUAUCCAUGACAUUAAAACAGGCCACAACUUCUCUGUCCUAAAAGAACAUGGUCUAGAUGUCUUAAACUCUGAUGAAUUAUGUCAACUGCUGCUUCAGAACGAUGCUUCACUCUUGCCUGAGAUCUGUCCCUAUUACAACAAAGGGGAUGGGCCUUAUGGAUCGUGCACCUUUAAGAAGAUCUGUGUUAAACUUCAUAUAUGCCAGUACUACCUCCAAGGAGAAUGUAGAUUUGGGAGUAACUGCAGACACUCUCAUGAUAUCUUUAAUCCUGAUUGUUAUGAGAAACUGGAGAAGUGGGGGAUGAGCCAAGCUUUGAUUAGUAAAAUUCCAUUGUUCUACAGGAAUGUGUGGGACAUUAAAAACAACAUAUCUUCAAAAUACAGAGGGCGAUUGGGAGAAUUGGAGGACGUAAGAGAAAAUAAAGUAGUGUCCACCACAGACAUUGAUGGAUUAGAUACGAUUUGCUUAUACCACAUUAGGAAAAGUUGUAGCUUUCAAGAUAAAUGUACCCGAGUUCACUACGAUUUGCCAUAUAGAUGGCAAGUUUUAAAUGGUACUUUGUGGAAAGACAUGGACAAUAUGAAGAAAAUUGAACAAGCCUUCUGCGACCCAGGCAAUGAAAGUAUAUUGCAAUUGGGAGGACCGGAACAGACAUCAUUCAUCCAAUAUAUCAAUUUCUCCAGUAUGACAUGGGGCUCUGCUAAAAUUAGACGGCUUUCCACACCAUCUUCUGUGACCAAGCCUCCGCACUAUAUUCUUACAACAGAUUGGAUCUGGUACUGGAAGGAUGAACACAAUCUAUGGAAAGAGUAUGGGAAGCAACCAUGAAACAGAAAAACCUGAAAUAUCACACGGAAAGAAGUGUUUGUAGACGGCCUAGGUUUGUAUCUAAGGAAGACGUGGAGAAAAGGAAAAGCAGCUGAUCAGCCUCCUUCCAUCCUCCAGCGAGUACGUAAAAGUCCAGACUAACUUUCAGCGUACACUGCCCAGGGUCACAAUAUCGGCCAUCAAAAGAAUCCAGAAUACGUCUCUCUGGGAAGUUUAUCAGUGGCAGAAGGAACAAAUGAAGAAAGCAAAUGGAGGAAAGGAUGUAGAUGAAAGGCACCUGUUUCAUGGAACAAGUAAAAAACAUGUAGAUGCCAUCUGCCAGCAGAAUUUUGAUUGGAGGAUCUGUGGUGUUCAUGGUACAGCUUAUGGCAAAGGAAGUUACUUUGCAAGGGAUGCUGCAUAUUCUGAUAACUACUGUGGAGUCAAUUCUUCUAGCAAGACCAUGUUUCUCGCCAAAGUAUUGGUGGGAGAUUUUACAAUGGGCAAUUCUUCCUAUCUCCGCCCCCCUGCCAAAAAUAACGACAGCAGUCUUUUCUAUAACAGCUGUGUGAACACUCUCCUGAAUCCAUCCAUUUUUGUCAUUUUUGAGAAGCACCAGAUUUAUCCAGAAUACUUGAUUGAGUACAAAGAUUAAAUUUGUGAGUAGAUCGUGUAUUCCUGUUUAACACGCUGCUAAAUGAGCUACUUUCUGGAUGACCAUUGAAGACCUUAGCCUGUCAUGUUAGCAAUAUCAGCAUUUCGUUGAGUGAUUUUAAAACAAGUUUUUAAUAGAUUAAAAAGAUAUCCUUUCUCUUCCGUUCUCUCUCAAAUUGGGCAUCAUAAGUGAAAAAAGCAGACUUAAUUUUUACUGUCAAAACUCAAUAAAUGUAUGAAUGUUAAGUGCUUUUUUAGAAGAGA
Molecule: messenger RNA, 2091 nt
Organism: Thamnophis sirtalis
Lineage: Eukaryota; Metazoa; Chordata; Lepidosauria; Squamata; Natricidae
Source: RefSeq, a predicted model, not a curated record